Messenger RNA from Heteronotia binoei (common prickly gecko), 1369 nucleotides. Its product is annotated as bromodomain-containing protein 8-like. Gene Ontology annotation, molecular function: protein binding. The transcript has 7 exons. Gene Ontology annotation, cellular component: NuA4 histone acetyltransferase complex. Bases 44 to 1369 code for a protein of 441 amino acids. The record is from RefSeq and is a predicted model, not a curated record. NCBI's taxonomy places the organism in Eukaryota, Metazoa, Chordata, Lepidosauria, Squamata, Gekkonidae.
UUUGAGUGACAAAAUCCUCUUUCUGUCUUACGAAUCUUUGCAGAUGGGUCAUGUGUGGACGUGGAUAGAAUCCAAAGGUGAUGAUUUCUUCACAGAGUCUGAAAACAGCAGCUGCUGCCAGUCUCUCCUUGGCUCCCCGGACUCUGGUGCUGAUCUGGAUCUGAGCCACUGGAGAAAGACUGAAGAAACUGUUGAGGAGGAGCUAGAGGAGAGCAGCAUCCAGGAGGAAGAUAGCCAGAUGGAAAGCAGUGAUCCCCUGGCAUGGGAUAGUGCCAGUGAGGGGGACCAAGAAGAGGCAGGAAAGUUUAAACAGGAUGUUCUCUUGAGGUUCCUGUCAGAGGUGACACACCUGAUGGAGCCACUCUGCAUUAGCAACACAUUCCUGGUCCAGGAUCCUCAGGCCAUUUGCAGUGCUGGAGAGCAGAAAGAAAGUGGCGUCCUGGCUCAUGAUAGAGAUGUACAAGGAUCUCCAGUUUCCCAAAAGGAGGAAUUCAAGGAAGAAUGUCAAAUACAGGUCUUAAACAAGCAGAGAGGAGAGAAAUCUCCCCAAGGAAGGGAAGAGUGGGCACUGCAGGUCUUGGAAGAGCUACCACUCAUGAGGUGGGAAACAAAGAAAACUGAAGAACUUCAGGAUCUGUGUGAGGAAGCAGGAGAGAUUCAAGACAGUGAGUUUAAGGUCCUUGAAAAGGAUUUAGAAAAGGAGGAUUUGCAUGUCCUGGUGGAGAGUGCAGGAGAAAUGGAUGAUGAUGAGGAAUACUCGUUGGAAUUUAUGAACCUGACUUCCUUCCAUUGGAGAACAUUGAAGAAAGAGGUUCCACAAACCCUUGAGGAGACAGACGUGGAAAACUCUGAAGAGCAACCUGAGGACUGGAAGGAUAGUGACUUCCAUCUGAGUUACAGCAACGAUGACUUCAGUCCCUGUGAAAUUUCCACAGCAAGCUCUCCUUCUACAAGUACUGUCUCCUUGCCAUUGGUGCACAUGAGCCAAGAUGACCCAGUCAGACAGCGUUUGCUUUUCAAAAAAACUCUGCUGUCCAUCUGGAAGAUGGUGGCCAGUCACAGAUACAGCGGCCCAUUCCUGAAGCCAGUGUCAGAGAAGCAAGCUCCUGGAUACAAAGACGUGGUGAAAAGACCGGUGGAUCUUUACAGCAUAAAAAGAAGCCUCUCCAAGGGCCUGAUUCAAAACAUGGUCCAGUUCCAGCGUGACCUCAUGCUAAUGUUCCAGAAUGCAGUCAUGUACAACAGUUCCAACCAUCAUAUUCACUGCGUUGCUGUAGAAAUGCAACAGGAAGUCCUGGAGCAGCUCCAAAUGCUGGGGGAGGCACUGCUGUGCUCAGAAGAGAUGCGAGCCUUUGUGAGAAGGUUCUGA